AAUUUGGAUUACAUAAUUUGCUCUAUGCAGUUGCGCAAUAGACCGUAUGAGCCACAUAAAGUUGUAAAACCAAAACAGCGUAAGACGGCAAAGCAGCCACAAAAACUGCAACACACUUCAAAAAAGAGCUCAGAGUUUGUAUCAAAUGUUGCUGUUUCACUGAAGCAAUACCAAUGUAUACAGCUUCAACAGGAAAUACAGGAAUAUUUGUUGAAUAAACUUUGUCAAACAAAGUUGACAACUUGGGAAGAUCGGGAUUUCUUGAGCAUAUCAAAAACUAUUGAAACACUGCUCCGAAAUCCUGCUCCUCAAGGUGAGUCUAUCAUUCUAAUUGGUUCUGCAGGCUCCGGGAAGAAGAUAUUAGUAGAAGAAACCUUGCAAAGGGUGCAAGUAGAUGAAUCAAUACAAAAUUUGAAAGUGAUUCGUUUGUACGGUGCAGUUCAUGCCCUGCGUGAAGGACCUAUGAAGGAGACUCACGUUCAACUCAAAAAUAGCCUACCAAACAAAGAAGUUGAAGAGUCGACACCAGAGGAUGACCUUCUGGAACCAACUUCUGAGGACACUUUGACCACCUAUUUAUUUUUGCUCUAUGACUUUGAAUACUUUAUCAGAGAAAAAAAUCAGUCAUUCAUAUAUCGCAUUUUCGAAUCUUUUCAGAGAAACCGUAUACGCGGAGUUGUUCUUGCCACCUCACAGCAGCAUGAUAUUGUGGACUCUCUGGAAAAAAGAAUCAAGUCUCGAUUUUCACAUCGCAUAUAUUACAUGCCCGCUCUCAACGAUAUCGAAAAAGUCCUCAAGAUUCUCGAGUCACUCCUCUGCAUUGACUGUGAUGCACCUUCAUCUAUAGAAACUAUUAAACAAGCUUUCAAUCAACAGAUAUCCAAAUUCGUUCAAGAUACCGAGUGGAAUCAUAUACUCGAGAAUUUUUUGGGAUUCACUCCAAACGUUUCAUCUUUUCUUAGUCUCGUUUUCUACAUAAUAACCAAUCUAUCAUUGGACGAGUUUGGAGUUCCUAAAUUUGACCUUGAUAUCAUAAGGCAUGGUAGCUGCCAACUCAAACAGAGUGUUGGAAGAAUGCAGAUGCUCAAAAAUCUUUCUGUGUUGGAAGUUGCGCUUUUGUCUUCUCUUUGCCGUCUAACGUGCCGUAGCAUGGAUAAGAAUGAAAAAGAACGAGCCAGCACGAAGUUGGUAGCUUUUUCAUUUGAAAGAAUUUAUCAAGAAUAUCUUAAAAAUGAGUUCAACUCUGAUUCCGCUACCUUUACAACGGACUCUUAUAAACGGCCAAUAGCUUGGAAAGCGUUCAGUCGUAAGAAACAACGAGAAGCUCCUCCACUUGAGAAAACAUUCUUUUCAUAGGUCUCUUGGAUCUCCAACUGAUACGAUUUCAAGAACGACAUAUCGAGGGUAGAAAUGCUAUGGAGCUUCAACCUGCUAUUUUAGUAAUAUCUCCUGAAGAGUUGAGUCAAGUUCUUGAGUGAGUAGCUCAAAAACAAAUAGCCCAGUCCUAAUUCUCAUACUUUGCACAGAGAGCACCCAUAUAUAUCUACUGCCAUGCAAAGAUGGAACAAAACUAGAAAAGCGAUUUAAGGAUACUGGAAUCCUUCUGGUUGUUGCAUAUAAAGCUGUAAAAACCUUGCCAACUCUCCCAUCUCAACGAGAUUCCAAUGUAUUUGUGGCUAUUGAAGCCCAAAUGACGAUGUACAACAUAUCCCUCGAUUUGCUUCAAGUGUAUCUUUGUCAAUUUGCUGUCCUGUUUGGUAUUGAGGCUUUUCUUCUCUUCCAAAGUAUCCAUUGUUUUCUUGGACGCAAGAGUGUUUUAUACAGAUAAUAUCCUGCAUAUGCGAGACUCUUUUGUAAUUUCU
Galdieria sulphuraria is the source of this 1862-nucleotide messenger RNA. Its product is annotated as origin recognition complex subunit 4 isoform 2. Gene Ontology annotation, biological process: DNA replication; DNA replication initiation. NCBI's taxonomy places the organism in Eukaryota, Rhodophyta, Bangiophyceae, Galdieriales, Galdieriaceae. The coding region runs from base 25 to 1356 and encodes 443 amino acids. The record is from RefSeq and is a predicted model, not a curated record. Gene Ontology annotation, cellular component: nuclear origin of replication recognition complex; nucleus. Gene Ontology annotation, molecular function: DNA replication origin binding. The transcript is spliced from 9 exons.